CCCAGGUUCCAUUGAACGAGCAUCUGUGACACAACCCAUCCACCUACACUUCACCAUAAAGUUUGACAUCUCAGAUCAGCUGUGUGGUCGCUGGAGCACAGAGCCAUGAUGGAACAGCAGUGAGGAAAACCAACGAGAGAAAGGAUCCGUGUCAUGAUGGUGCUCGUCCUGAUUGUCGCAGGUCUUGUGGUUGUCGCGCUGCUCAUGGUUUUAUUCGCACCCUACAUUAGGAAAUACUCUGCAGGUGGAACAUGUAUGUCUAUGGCCCGGUUGGACGGGAAGACGGUCCUGAUUACUGGAGCCAACACUGGUAUUGGGAAGGAGACUGCCCUGGACCUGGCUAUCAGAGGUGCGAGGGUGAUCAUGGCUUGCAGAGAUGUGGAGAAGGGUGAGGAGGCCGCAGCAUCGAUACGACGCAUCUACUGCAAGGCAAACGUAGAGGUCCGAGAGCUAGACCUGGCUGAUACCAGCUCCAUACGGGCCUUCGUGCAACGCUUACUCAGAGAGGUCGACCACCUCCACAUCCUGAUCAACAAUGCUGGGGUCAUGAUGUGUCCGUACGUGAAGACCAUCGAUGGCUUCGAGAUGCAGCUGGGGGUCAACCACCUGGGUCACUUCCUGUUGACGUACCUCCUGAUUGGUCUGCUGAAGCGUAGUGCUCCGGCCCGUAUCGUCGUGGUUUCCUCUCUGGCUCAUAACGUUGGCUGGAUCCGCUUCCAUGACCUCCUCAGCCAGGGCAGCUACAACAGCGGCCUCGCAUACUGCCAGAGCAAGUUGGCCAACCUUCUGUUCGCUAGGGAGCUGGCCCGCAGACUCAAAGGUUCCAGUGUGACGGUGAACUCUGUCCACCCUGGGUUGGUGCGCUCAGACCUGGUACGCCACUCCACCAUCAUGUCUCUGCUGUUCUCUCUGUUCUCCUUGUUCCUGAAGAGCCCUCGGGACGGGGCCCAGACAUCCAUCUACUGCGCUGUGGCAGAGGAGCUGCACUCCCUCACUGGGAAACACUUCAGUGACUGCGCCCCAGCCUCCGUGGCCCCCAGGGUAUAA
This is a messenger RNA of Oncorhynchus tshawytscha (Chinook salmon), 1047 nucleotides long. RefSeq names its product retinol dehydrogenase 12-like. Lineage: Eukaryota; Metazoa; Chordata; Actinopteri; Salmoniformes; Salmonidae. The transcript has 7 exons. The record is from RefSeq and is a predicted model, not a curated record. Bases 154 to 1047 code for a protein of 297 amino acids.